Messenger RNA from Solanum dulcamara, 1278 nucleotides. RefSeq lists its product as uncharacterized. NCBI's taxonomy places the organism in Eukaryota, Viridiplantae, Streptophyta, Magnoliopsida, Solanales, Solanaceae. The transcript is spliced from 3 exons. The record is from RefSeq and is a predicted model, not a curated record. Gene Ontology annotation, molecular function: metal ion binding. Bases 190 to 1260 code for a protein of 356 amino acids.
GUUCUUGCUGCAGCUGUUUCUGAGUCAUGUAUUUGGUGCCUCUGUUACUAGUGUUACUGUGGCUGAUAUUUAGCCAUUUGUAGGGUGAUCCUUUUGAGGUAAGUUAUUCUUAAGCCUUAAAAUAGAAAUAAGUUACAACUUCAUUUGACAAAAGAGAACAAACUUAAAACACUGCUACCUACCUGAAAAAUGUCUGCUACUGCCCAUGACUUUGAGCUUGUGAGAAUUCAGACUCAUGUUCUUAAAGUUCAGAUCAACUGUCAUGGAUGCAUGCGGAAGGUGAAGAAACUGCUUAAAAGAAUUGAAGGGGUUUAUCAAGUGAAAAUGGAUGUUGAUGAACAAGUUGUCAUAGUAUCUGGGAAUGUGGACUCUGCAACACUGAUCAAGAAGCUAAGCAAAUCUGGGAAACAUGCAGAGCUUUUAUCAGAGAACCCAAUGGAAAACCAAAAAGCAGAACUACUCUAUAACUGGUUCAAUGAUGACUUUCACCAAAACGAGGGAGCUCUAAACUGGUGUGAGGAUGAGAAGACUCAAAACAGAGCACUCCUUAACUGGCUCAAUAAUAACAAGCAUCAAAACCAAAUGUACGGAUCAUACAACUCUCUUGGAACCUCCAAGAGAAGUCCUAUGUGUGCCCCUAUUGAACGAGGCUUCGAUCAUUGGAACAACAAACAGUUUCUGGACCAAAGUAUCCGAAUUGACUCUCUCUCAGCUGAGGCAAAUCAGAACCUUUGUGCACUAGGAAACAUGGAUUAUCCAUAUAAUGUUCAGGAAGAAAGCAUCAUUAACAAUGCAGUUUUCGGAAGAACUUCUUCAUUUGGAGAUCUCCAAAGUCUACAAGGUAGAAGAAAUUCAAUGGUUGAUUUUCAAGGUCUCCGAAACAAUAAUCUUAGUUUUGCUCCAAACCAAGGUCUCAGAAGUAUUAAUUCCCGUUUUGCUGAUUUGGGAAGUGAAGAUUCAGUACUACAAAACUUACACACUGGUCAAGGGGCAUAUGGAUAUCAACCAAGGCCAUUCAGUGAGAUGAAUGACAGGCAGGCUUACCAUUACAAAUAUCCAGCUUCAACAAUGACGUCUUUUUUAGAUUAUCCUUCAACAAUGAUGAACUCUUACAGGCAGAACAGCCAUGGCAAUGGCAUUGACAACUUCACCAGUGAUAUUUACACAUAUCAACCAGGAAGGAUUCUCUAUCAGACACCCUAUGGUGUCUUCCCACCCAAUUACAGCCAUACUUGGAACAUGAAUAACUAUAACAAUUGAGAAACUUACCAUUCGUAC